Colletotrichum destructivum is the source of this 633-nucleotide messenger RNA. RefSeq names its product Putative phospholipid methyltransferase. The coding region runs from base 1 to 633 and encodes 210 amino acids. The record is from RefSeq and is a predicted model, not a curated record. Lineage: Eukaryota; Fungi; Ascomycota; Sordariomycetes; Glomerellales; Glomerellaceae. Gene Ontology annotation, biological process: phosphatidylcholine biosynthetic process. The transcript has 4 exons. Gene Ontology annotation, molecular function: S-adenosylmethionine-dependent methyltransferase activity.
AUGGCGCCUGUCGAGAUCGAAAGCAAGGCCCUGGUCGACUUCAAUCAGAAGAGCUUGUUCGUUUCUGCCGCCGCCAUUGCAUUCAACCCCCUGUUCUGGAACAUCGUUGCGAGACAAGAGUACAAGAACAAGGUCCUCACAAAGCUCUUUGGUGGACGCUCUCAGAUCGCCUGCUACGGCCUGGCCGUCACUAUCUUUUCUCUCGGCAUCUUCCGUGACCUCCUCUACGAACGCGCCCUUCGCUUCCAACCCGCCCACCCUCUACUCUCGUCCGAUGCGGUGACCUAUGUCGGAUAUGCCCUCGUGGCCUGUGGCAACGUUCUCGUUCUCUCUUCGACGUGGCAGCUGGGCAUCACCGGCACCUUCCUUGGUGACUACUUCGGCAUCCUCAUGGACAGCAUUGUGACUGGCUUCCCCUUCAACAUCACCGAUGCCCCGAUGUACAAUGGCUCCACAAUGAGCUUCCUUGGCGCCGCUCUCAUCUACGGCAAGCCCGCCGGCAUCCUGCUGACCGUUUGGGUCUACAUCGUCUACCAAGUUGCCCUGAGCUACGAGAACCCCUUCACCGCCGGCAUCUAUGCCAAGAGGGACCGCGAGCGUGCCGCCGGCAAGGACACCAAGAAGGCUAGGUGA